This is a messenger RNA of Owenia fusiformis, 1311 nucleotides long. The record is from the annotation of a GenBank genome assembly. NCBI's taxonomy places the organism in Eukaryota, Metazoa, Annelida, Polychaeta, Sabellida, Oweniidae.
GCAAAAGUUCAACAGGUUUUAAAUUCUAAAAAUCAUUAAAAAAUCAAUAUAAACCUAAACAAUACUACUGUUGCGUUCUAGAAUCAGUGCCUCAGCAACGAACAAUUCGUUUACUGGAUUUAUGAAUCAAUAGCAUUUUCUGUGCUCUUGUUUGAAUUUCGGAUCUAGCUUCAAUAUCAUAAAAGAUACAGAUGGACAGAUGGAAGGGACGAAUUGCCCUAGUUACUGGUGGGUCUAUGGGUAUAGGUGCUGCAACAGUGACUGCCUUGGCAACAAGAGGAAUGAAAGUAGUAACAUGCGCACGCAGCUUCGACAAAUUGAAAUUGUUGGCCUAUGAUCUAAAUGGAAAGGGGUUCGAAGUGCAUCCAAUCCAAUGUGAUCUCAGACAGGAGGACGAGAUUUCCGCUAUGUUCAAGGAAAUUAAAGAAAAAUAUGGUGGAGUCGACGUACUUGUUAACAGUGCAGGACUCGCUCUGAAUGCUAACAUCAUCGAUGGAGAUAAAGACAAGUGGAAGAAUAUGUUUGAGGUGAACGUCUAUGGACUGAUGUCUAUCACACAAGGAGCUGUGAAGAGCAUGAGAGAACGCAAUGUAGACGAUGGACAGAUAAUCAAUAUGAACAGUUUAUCUGGUCACAGAGUUGGUAAAAUGCACGUUUACUCUGCAACGAAGUAUGCCGUUGAUGCCAUCACCGAGAGCAUACGUUGGGAGCUCCGAGAUAUUAACUCGCAUAUAAGAGUGAUGCAAAUCAGUCCAGGUAUGGUGAAAUCUCACUUCCACGCUACUAUGCUUGGGUCAGAAAAAAAGGCAGAGAAGAAAUAUGCAAACUCUCAGCACCUGGAAAGUGAUGAUAUUGCUGACAUCAUUGUCUACUCCCUCUCCACUCCUCCACACGUUCAGAUACAUGAUGUGCUGGUCAGGCCAACUGAACAAGUGCCAUAACAAGCAUCAAGUGGUGUAAUCCUACAACAAGUGGUGUAAUCCUACAACAUGUGGUAUGAUCCUACAACAAGUGGUGUAAUAUAACAAUAAGAAGUGUAAUAUUACAAUAAGUGGUGUAAUCCUAAAUGUGGUGUAAUCCUAAAACAAUAUUCAAUAGGGUUCCUACAAGUGGCCUGAAUAUAACAUAGGUCAUGGUGACAGGAGACCUAAAUUGGGAUAGUUAGAAAAUGUAUUUAUGAGUUAACAAGGCACAGGGUGAACAAUAUCGUACCUUAAACAUAGCAGUGUGGGCUUGAUGACCCAGAAAGCAAGAUGCCUGCCGAAUAAAUAAUCAGUUCAAGAACUUCUUACCAUGUAACAUGUGUAAAAA